UCAAUCAUUUCCCAUCUCCCCUCCCUUCUCAUUUCUCCUACACAAACAACUUUUUUUUCUCUCCUCCCUCGACCAUCACAACUAUCACCACCACCAUCACCGACAUGUCGGAUAAAAAGUGUAGCCACCACAAGAGCAAGAAGAAAAAGCUAAUUCGACGUAUUUGUGCUGGAGUUCUUAUCUUCCUCUUCUUAGCUCUUCUCACUAUCCUCAUAGUAUGGGCCGUACUUCACCCCAAAAAACCUCGUUUCAUUCUCCAAGACACAACUAUCUUUACCUUCAACGUAUCCGCCCCAAACAUCUUCUCGACCUCUAUCCAAACCACAAUAUACGCUCGAAACCCUAAUAGCAAAAUCGGAAUUUAUUAUGAUAGCAUGCAUGUAUACGCUACGUAUCAUAAUCAACAAAUCACGUAUUACACGCAAAUACCCCAGGUGUAUCAAGGCCAUAAGGAUGUUAACAUAUGGUCCCCGUUUGUUUAUGGGAAUAACAUCCCGAUCGCUCCGUAUAACGGGCCGGGCCUGUCAGAGGAUCAACAAAACGGUGGCGUUUGGUUGGAUUUUAAGAUUGAUGGACGGGUAAAAUGGAAAGUGGGGUCCAUAACAACGGGCCAUUACCAUCUGCAUGUCACGUGCUCUGCUUACGUGCCACUUGGUGAUCGGCCCGGUUACGGAGGGGUUAUGGUUGGAAAUAACGCCGUUAAGUAUCAACUAGCCCGGGAUUGCUCCGUCAGUGUUUGAAAUAACGACCGUCAAGUUUGUCUUGAUCAAUUCUCUUUUCUUAUUUAAAAUAAAUGUUUUGUUCCUUUAUAGUUGAUGAAAUUGUAUAUUUUUCUUAUAAAAAAAUAUUUAAAAUUGGGAAGGGAAAAAAAUGGGGAAUUCAUAAUCUUGUUAUUACAGGUUAUAAUUUAUUAUAUAUCAUUAUAUUAUUGUUUUUUUUUAUAACAAUAAUAUAUUUAAUGCGA
Molecule: messenger RNA, 964 nt
Organism: Solanum lycopersicum (tomato)
Lineage: Eukaryota; Viridiplantae; Streptophyta; Magnoliopsida; Solanales; Solanaceae
Product: NDR1/HIN1-like protein 1
Biological process (GO): defense response to other organism
Cellular component (GO): plasma membrane; plasmodesma
Source: RefSeq, a predicted model, not a curated record